Dioscorea cayenensis subsp. rotundata (Guinea yam) is the source of this 784-nucleotide messenger RNA. Its product is annotated as calcineurin subunit B-like. The record is from RefSeq and is a predicted model, not a curated record. The transcript has 6 exons. Bases 62 to 589 code for a protein of 175 amino acids. Lineage: Eukaryota; Viridiplantae; Streptophyta; Magnoliopsida; Dioscoreales; Dioscoreaceae. Gene Ontology annotation, molecular function: calcium ion binding.
GCAUCUCUCUCUCUCUCUCUCUCUCUCUCUCGUUCGCUCUCUCGCUAUCUUGCUCUCUUUGAUGGGGAACGUACCAUCGAUGCUGACUCAGUAUGACAUAGAGGAAGUCCAGGAGCACUGCCACUACCUCUUUUCGCAGCAAGAGAUUGUGGCAUUGUACAAGAGGUUCUGUCAAUUGGACCGCAAUUCGAACGGGUUUAUAGCUGCUGAUGAGUUUUUAUCCAUUCCUGAAUUCUCUCUCAAUCCGCUCUCUCAGAGAUUGUUGAAGAUGGUUGAUGGAUUGAACUUCAAGGAUUUUGUUGCUUUCUUGUCUGCUUUUAGUCCGCUGGCCACACCACACCAGAAGAUGGAGUUGAUCUUCAAAGUUUAUGAUAUUGACUCUAAAGGGAGAGUGACUUUCAGUGACUUGAUAGAGGUGCUUCGGGAUUUCACGGGAUCGUUCAUGUCAGAUAAGCAAAGAGAGCAAGUCUUGAGCCGUCUAUUGGAAGAAGCCGGUUACACCAGGAACUCUUCUCUUUUAUUGGAUGAUUUCAUAAAGAUUCUUGGCAAGUCUGGCAUGAAAAUGGAGGUUGAAGUUCCAGUUGACUAAAUUGGCCUUCCUAUACAUAAGAGGCUCCAAAUCAGACAAAUGAAGUGUCUGUCUUAUACGCUUUGUAUCCAUAAUAAGAAAUGUUCUCCGUUUUUUAUCUUGUAAAUUGAUUUUUCUUAUAGUUUCUGAGUUUAUUGUUGAAAAAAGACUGGCAGAUGAAUGCACAAGGAGAAAAAUUGGAGCAACUUUUUCUUA